Molecule: messenger RNA, 2539 nt
Organism: Aspergillus fijiensis CBS 313.89
Lineage: Eukaryota; Fungi; Ascomycota; Eurotiomycetes; Eurotiales; Aspergillaceae
Product: ferro-O2-oxidoreductase
Exons: 1
Coding region: 358-2229 (623 amino acids)
Biological process (GO): cellular response to iron ion starvation; reductive iron assimilation
Cellular component (GO): high-affinity iron permease complex
Molecular function (GO): ferroxidase activity; copper ion binding
Source: RefSeq, a predicted model, not a curated record
UACCAGUUUAACCCCCUUCCUGUCACAUGCCAUCCGGAGGGUUUGCCAUGGAAUUUCCAUGGAUCCUUAGAGAAGUCUCCGCACGUCGAGGACUAACCUGCGGACUGGUUAAUCCUUUAAGCGUCAGCGGGAAAGUCUAAGCGAGGAUGCAGUCUCUUAUCAAUCAGUCGUAGAGUGGAGUGGGAAACAGCCCGAAUACGCCCUCGAUGGUAAAUUUGCAAAUGACAGAAGUGAUCCCGCCACCUCGCAGGGCGCGAGGGGAAGGAUAUAACCCAUCACAUCGGGCUCAUUCUAUCUUCCCGUUCUCAUCGUCUCCUCUCUGAAGCGAGCUCUUUUCUUCGCAUCGGGCCGCUGACAAUGUGGCCACUGGCGUUCUUCUUUCUGUCGCUGCCAGCCUUAGGGCAGGCGAAAACCGUCACAUAUGACUUCAAUCUCACUUGGGUCAAUGCGAAUCCUGAUGGCUUGGCCGAGCGCAAGGUCAUCGGAGUCAACGGGCAAUGGCCGCUUCCCGUGAUCGAGGUCGACAAGGGAGACCGGCUGGUGGUGAACAUGUACAACGGGCUGGAGACACACAAUUCCUCCAUCCACUUCCAUGGCCUCUAUCAGAACGGGACGACCUCCAUGGACGGUCCCUCUAUGUUGAAUCAGUGUCCAGUGGUCCCCGGGGCCAGCAUCACAUAUAACUUCACGGUGGAGCAGAAUGGCACCUACUGGUACCACUGCCACACGGACUGGUGUUAUCCAGAUGGCUACCGCCAGGCGCUGAUUGUCCAUGACAACACCCCUCCUUUCAAGUACGAUGAGGAGUAUACUAUCACAAUGAGCGACUGGUACCACAAGCUGACGGAGGAUAUCCGCCCGGAGUUCCUCUCGUUGUAUAAUCCCACCGGAGCAGAACCGAUCCCGCAGGCGUUUCUGGUCAACGACACGAUGAACUCCAAGUUUCCGGUCGAGGCGGGAAAGACGUACAUGCUGCGCCUGAUUAACAUCGGGGCCUUUGUGUCUCAAUACUUCUAUAUCGAAGACCACACCAUGCGCAUUGUGGAGAUCGACGGGAUCUAUGUCGACGAGACCGAGGCUGAGGUACUGUACAUCGCAGUGGGUCAGCGGUACUCGGUUCUCGUUACGAUGAUGAACUCCACUGAGAAGAACUACCCUAUGGUGACUAUAGCCGACUCCGUCCUGCUCGACACCGUGCCAUCGGAUUUAGUCUUGAACCAGACCAACUGGCUCGAGUACAACACCCAGGCCGAGUACGCCGAGGCGACUCUCAGCAUUAAUGUCUCCUCCGAGCUGGAAGCCUUUGACGAUAUGAGUCUGGUUCCGUCCGAUCGGGCGGCUUUGCUCCCGGAGCCCGACAUCCAGGUCAAGCUGACCGUUCUGAUGGACAACCUGAUCAACGGAAAGGGGUACGCAUUCCUAAAUGAUAUCAGCUACACUUCGCCCAAGGUGCCCACCUUAUACACUGUGAUGUCUGCAGGCGAUCUAGCGACCAACGCAACCGUAUAUGGCGAGUACACCCACCCAGUGGUCUUAGACCACAACGCUGUGGUUGAGAUCGUCCUAGAGAACCAAGACACAGGCUCCCAUCCGUUCCACCUACACGGCCACGCCUUCCAGCUGGUGACGCGCUAUCCGGCCUAUGGAGCAGACUUCUACGACUACUCGGCCGGCACGACCUUCGCUACGUACGAUAGCUCCAACACAACGCUGACCGACAGCUUCCCGGCGUACCCGGCCCGCCGGGACACGCUCGUACUCCCGCCCGGCGGGUACUUCGUCAUCCGGUUUGUUGCCGAUAACCCGGGGGUUUGGUUCUUCCACUGCCACAUCGACUGGCACCUGGCCCAGGGCCUGGCCAUGACUUUUGUGGAAGCCCCCGCCUUGGUCCAGGAGCGACUGACUAUUCCCGCCGACCACUGGGAGGUCUGCCGCGCGGCUGGCGUGCCCGACGAGGGCAAUGCGGCGGCGAAUACGGUCGACUACCUUGAUCUGACCGGCCAGAACGCCCAGCCCGCCUGGCUGCCUGCCGGGUUUACGGCGCGCGGCAUCAUCGCUCUCGUCUUCUCCUGCGUGUCGGCUGUCGUAGGCAUGGGCUUUAUCACGAUGUAUGGUCUCUCAGAUUUGAAGUUCACGGAGACGGAACUGGGGAUGGGCGAGCUGGCGGUCACGGACGAGGUGGCGAUGACUGAGUUCAGAGAGGAGCCUGUCACGGCUUACCGGGAUUGAAAGAGGGCAGGUGUGCUGUACUGUAUAGAUCAUGCUAUAGAUUCUCAUGCUUUCAGUUGUUUCGCAGGCGUUGAAAUACUGAUGAAUGAACGAUUGUGUCUUGUUUAUGCUCGUAAGUUUGAGUAUCUUUUAUAUAACCUCUUCGUCCUCAAUGCUUCUCUCUUCAUCGAGCAACGGCUGUCAUCUCUUUGCUGCUCCGAGGUCGAUAGUUCUUAACGGACAACAAAGCGGACAAGGUUUUUCUGUCUAAAUAACUUGUCUGAGAGUCUAGUGAGUUUCUUAGCCACAUAGGUAACAAAAAACAAUGGCA